Closterium sp. Naga37s-1 is the source of this 1182-nucleotide messenger RNA. The record is from the annotation of a GenBank genome assembly. NCBI's taxonomy places the organism in Eukaryota, Viridiplantae, Streptophyta, Zygnematophyceae, Desmidiales, Closteriaceae.
AUGGGGAAAGGACGCAACGGCAGCAAGGCUAAGAAAAACGCUGACAAAGCUCACGAGAAGGACGUACCUGACGUACCUGCGAAGGAGUCUGCUGCUAACGGGAAGCCUCCCUCAAGCCCCGCUCCUGCGACUACGGCCGGACCUUUCGAAGCUUUUCCGGAGCUGCCGGAGAAUGCUGGUCAGGAUGCUGAUGCAAGCCGAGAGAAUGUUGACGGGGAGGAGGAACUCGCUGAUGGCGAUGCGCGCGAGGAGGCCGAUGCUAUCGACACUGCUGACGACGACGCGCAGCCUGCGGAAUCUCCUGAUGAUGACGACGACGACGGUUACCUGAGUGAUGACUCGGACGAACAUCUGGAGCCGGACUCUCUUAAUAGCAUCAUUGCCCUCAAGCACUUCUCACUAACCCUGUUGGUGCCGAUUUCCAGGAAGGUGGAGGUUAAGCGUGCAGCCUUAACCGUUGCUGCCAUGUUGGACGAAUGGAAGGAGUUGUUAACGUCGGAUGCGCUGUUGACCACAACUUACCAGGAUCUCUCACCGAUGUUUCUUUCUGGAGAACGUUACGGCCGCUUGCAAGUUACCUUCAAUCACGUUCGUGAUGCGAACUUCGUUUGGAGCCAGGUUAUACGUCACGAGUGUGUCAACGGCGAUUUCAUUGAUCUCACCUGGCAGCACCCGGAGGAUGCGCGUUUCCUGCGUGAGCGCGUGCUGAACCCCACGGCGAAGGAGAUCAUAGUCAAGGGCGUACCGGCGGAAAUAUCGGCGGAACUGAUUCGCCGUCUGUUGGUGGUAUCAAAGCUGGUGAAGCGCGGCAGGAGCGCGUUUGCCAGUGGUUUCGGAUUCCAUCGGACAGUGGAUCCGGUGUCAGGCUUGGACACGGACCGCAUCCGUGGACUGUUUGUCCCUCAUGCUGAUGACGAGUACCGCUGGCAUCUCUUGAAGCGUAUCAUGCGAGACCCUGCGAUUAUUCUCACCUCCACCGGAAGCGCGCGGGAGGAAUGGGUUUGUGUCCAGACAGUGUGCGAGAAGGCGCAGGGGAACCACUUCGAGCAGGCAUCUGCUCAUAUUGCAUCUGCUCGGCACAAAGGGGGUUUGCGGAAGGAGGGUUCGGCCACACGCGCCAGCAAGUUUUCCCAGAAAAUGCUGGCCUUCAAGAAGGAGUACACUGCAAAACCGGCGAAGUAG